AUGGAAAAAACCGAAUAUCGUGCAGUGAUAAAAUUCUUUGUUUUGGAAGGUUUAUCAGCAACAGAAAUUCAUACAAAAAUGGUGAAAGUGUUAAAGGAAUCUGCUCCUUCAUUUCCAACUGUGCAUCGAUGGGUUUUAGACUUUAAACGUGGUCGUACAAGCGUUGAAGAUGAACCACGUAGUGGACGUCCAAAAAGUGCAACAACACCAGAAAUCAUUGAGCAAGUCUAUGAUAUUGUUUGUAAAGAUCCAAGUUUAACUAAGCGUGAAAUUGCUGAUACCAUAGGCAUCUCAGAUGAACGAGUACUCCAUAUUUUACACGAAGAAUUACAUAUGAAAAAGCUGCUCGGAAAGUUAGUGCCGCAUUCGUUAACAAUUCAACAAAAACUGAAUCGAAAACAAAUUUCUCACCGUAAUUUGGAGCGUUUUAAGCAGAAUAAAACCGAUUUUGUGCGUCGUUUUAUAACUAUGGAUGAGACUUGGAUCUACCAUCAUGAUCCUAAACUGAAACAAGAACGUUUACAGUGGAUUGAAGCUGGUUCUUCAGCUCCAAAACAGGUGAAGUCAGAACGAUCGGCAAAAAAGGUUAUGGCAUCAGUUUUUUGGGAUGCAAAAGGGGUUUUGUUGAUUGAUUAUCUUGAAAAAGGUAAAACAAUUAACUCUGAAUAUUAUUGCAACCUUUUGGACCAGUUGGAUAAAAAAAUUGGUGAAAAAAGACCCGGUUUACAGAAGAAAACAAUCAUUUUUCAUCAAGACAAUGCACGUGUUCACACAAGUUUUUUGACGAUGGUUAAAUUGAACGAAUUAAAGUACGAAUUGCUUGAACACCCACCGUAUUCACCAGAUUUGGCUCCCUCCGACUAUUACCUCUUCAGAAACUUGAAACAAUUCCUUCGUGGAAAGCGUUUUUCGUCGAAUGAAGAAGCUAUUGCAGCCGUGGAACAGUAUUUUGCAGAGCUUCCGGAAAAUCAUUACAGAGAUGGUAUAAAAUUAUUGGAGGAUCAUUGGAAUAAGUGUGUUCAAGUUGAGGGAGAUUAUAUUGAAUAA
This is a messenger RNA of Rotaria sp. Silwood1, 1047 nucleotides long. Lineage: Eukaryota; Metazoa; Rotifera; Eurotatoria; Philodinida; Philodinidae. The record is from the annotation of a GenBank genome assembly.